GUGUCGCGUCGUGUCCGUACUCGAUCGCGAGCUCGACCCUCCGACGCGUACUCCGGACGCUACCCGCUAUCCUCGCGUGUCACGUGCAGCCAGCCAGGCGCGGUCAGCGUUCCGCGUGCGGGGUGCGAGUCGUAAUUUCUCUGCGGCGCCGACAGGAAAAGGAGCAUUGGAAGCGAGUCGAGGGAGCGAGCGACUUCGGGGGACUCUUUCGGACGAGUCUGAAGGAGGCGCGCCUCGAGGGCGAUUCUUGUCACCCAGAGUCAUUCUUGCCGUUUGAAAGACCGACGCGAUGGCGCGACAACAAACGGUAGACAGAAACAUCCCUCAUCUGCGGGAUAUUUUCGGCUUUGGCAGUAAAUGGGAGAACACACGCGGCCAGGCUGAGGAGAAGGCGCCCGGCCACGAUAGCGCCGUGUCGGUGGGCUCGACAUCGGGCGAGGAGGAGAGCCCGAAGAACAGCAAGAAGAAGAAGUCGCGCCGUCGCGACAACAGCAAGACGCUGACAGAGAGUGACGUGAAGCACCUAGAACGACACUUGUCCAUGAAGAAGACCAUACGUAAGAAGAUCAUGCGCGACCUGCAGCAGGCCUUCGUCGAGGACCCGAAUGAGUUCCGCGUGGACGAUAUCCCGCCGGAGCAGCUGAAGGCAGAGAUCAAUAUUCAGAGUCUGAGCUUCGGCACGCCGUCCCAGAAGCAGGGACGCACGCGUGGCAACGCUGAGAGCACGUUCCUCGACAUGCUGCGCGGCGGCAAUAGUCUGGAGAAAAAUGCGGACGGCGAUCGGGAUUCGGGACAUGGCGGAUCGCCGACCAGGGAGACGUCCAACGCCCAGGACACGGACGACGAGUCCAGCUACCCAGCAUACGAGGCACCACCCGCGACGCCCACGAAGAAGAGUGGCAACUUCUGGAGACGUUUCACCAUGAAGAGUCGCAACAAGCGAUAAAUACACGAAUUCAUUCAACUUGCGCGGGCGGCGGCCAGCGCAAAAAAGAAUAUCGAUACUUCAUCUCGUCUCCGUCAUCACGAUAACUCUUACCAGCGUAGCUAACGGAAGCAGAGCUUACAACUGUGAUAUACAUAAAACCAACUCCAUCUCCCUCUCCCGUCACAUCUCCGAGACAAAUCACUCUCGUUGAAUUUUAAGAGGUUCCCGAAAUCCAGCCGCACGGCACACGCACGAUCAAGAGGACCAAGAGGAUCGGGCCCGUCCGUUGGGUCACGAAACUGAACGUACAAAUUUCGGGCUUAAGCGCGCGAGCGGUUUUACACACGCUUCGGACAAAAUUCGCACACCUUUCCGGACCAGCGUCUUUUUAUCGUACAUGCUAUCACGACAUAUCACGAAUUAUCAAGGAGUUCGGAAGACAGAACUAAACGUAGACACACUUGCUUGAAUCGCACACUUGAUGUAAGAGUGUUCUUUCAAGUAAAAGAAAAUCGAGAAGAGGAAUUUCGAAAAAUUUUCUUUAACGAAGAAUCGUUGAAAAGAGGUACGUACUUAUCUUUACUUUGAAAACGUAUUAUACUUUGCUCUGCGCAUUUUCAAAGCCGAGUUCGAGAAGAUAGUUUUAAUUGCAUUUCUUUGUGUCUGUACUUAAAAUGAAAUUGUAUGAUAGAAACACAAUGCAUAGAAAGCGCAGCUAAGAUCGAGCGGAUCUAUUAAGUUUAGACACGCUUUUUAACGAUCGUCGAAUUAAUUGGCGCCGUGAUGUGCGCUCUUUCGAAAAAUUCGGGGAACUUCUUAAAACUCUCCGACUCGACACGUAACGAUCGAUGUGUGUGUGUGUGCCCGAUAGCAUAACACCCACUUCUGAUAAGUACUUAAAAGAAAAGAAAAAAGAGAAAAAAAAAGGAAAGACGAAACGGAGGCAGCGACACGGACACGUGCAUAGUAUUUAAGGAUAGUUAGUUUAAUUUCUUUUAAGAGAUGCGGAAGAGGCAGUUUUCGGUGAUCUGUAUUAAGCGUGAAAGAGAUACGCGUAAGUGUGCGUGCGCGCGCGCGCGUGCGUCGGUUAGUAUUAGCUAGUCAGCAACGCUAAGACAUGUAUACACCCGAGAGAUCCGAUCGAUUUUCUCAACAGCGAAAUCGAGUUUGAUAUAACUUUCCUGUAACGAACUCGAAAGUGAAGUAUUUUUUAGCCAUUUUUUACCAAUUUUCGGAAAUUUACAGUCUUAAAAUCGAUUGAGCGACACGUACAGACGGACGCAACAUACAUACAUAUAUUGCCUCGUCAUGCAUACACACGUACAUUUUUAACGUUAAACUAUUGGUGUUUACCGGAAUUCUAUUGUUCCUACUUCGUUCUUCGAGGUAAUCUCGCUAGUAUAGUAGACACACAUUGCGACAUCGAUAACGGUUCACACAUUCUCCACACUUAACCGUUCCCCUCUUCGCCGUCCCCUUCUCUACUAUGAUAAUAAACAAUUAUUAUUAUCCUUUUACUAUUAACUGCAACACACGCUAUAUUAGCUUUAAAUGUAAAUCAUACUCGAGAUCCACCUCAUGUAAGAGCAACAAUAUACUCGAAUAAAAAUCU
Ooceraea biroi (clonal raider ant) is the source of this 2540-nucleotide messenger RNA. RefSeq lists its product as uncharacterized. NCBI's taxonomy places the organism in Eukaryota, Metazoa, Arthropoda, Insecta, Hymenoptera, Formicidae. The record is from RefSeq and is a predicted model, not a curated record.